GCCGGUUUUGAUGAUUCUUUUCCAACAGCUCUUUCUAGCGCGUUCUCCACCUCUAUCUCUAACAGCUCGGCAAACAUCGAUUACUAUGCCGCAGCACAUACAUUCCAAGAGCAACUUCCGCCAAAACCCUCCAUCCUGGUGGGAGGGACACUCAAAGAGUAUCAGCAGCGCGGAGUUGCAUGGAUGCUUUCCCUGUAUAACAACCGCCUCAACGGAAUACUAGCUGACGAAAUGGGCCUUGGAAAGACCAUUCAAACGAUUGCGCUUAUCACGUAUUUGGUGGAAUGUAAAAGGCAAAAUGGGCCUUUUCUUAUCAUCGUUCCCCUGUCAACGAUUCCAAAUUGGGUAAAUGAGUUUGAUAAAUGGGCCCCUACACUCCUUCGCGUCGAGUACAAGGGUACCCCUGACCAGCGCAAGGCCCUGCAGGCCUCGAUCAAGGGAAGUGCCCGCAUGAAUGUCCUUCUAACCACAUACGAUUACAUCAUCAAGGACAAGUCCUUCCUUUCAAAAAUCCCUUUUUUAUACAUGAUUAUUGAUGAGGGUCACCGUAUGAAGAAUACAACCUCAAAGCUUUCGCUGACGUUGACGCAGUCUUAUAUCACAAAGUAUCGCCUCAUUUUAACCGGAACGCCAUUGCAAAACAAUUUGCCUGAAUUAUGGUCCCUGUUGAAUUUUGUGCUUCCCAAAAUCUUCUCUUCAAGCAAGUCGUUUGAAGAGUGGUUUAAUGCGCCUUUUGCAAAUACUGGCGAACGGCUGGAGCUAAAUGAAGAGGAGACCCUACUUAUCAUCCGAAGACUUCAUAAGGUUCUGCGGCCGUUCUUAUUGCGACGCCUGAAAAAUGAUGUUGAGGGGGAUUUGCCCGAUAAAAUAGAACGUGUCAUCAGAUGUCCUAUGAGUGCUAUUCAAUCGGAACUUUACCUAUCUCUGCAAAAGAAGGCCACCAAUCCAAAAAAAGGGGGAAUCAGAGCAUUCAACAAUACUGUUAUGCAGCUUCGUAAAGUAUGCAAUCACCCCUUUGUCUUUGAAGAAGUCGAGGCUACUUUGAAUCCUACCAGGGCCAACAACGAUCUUCUUUACAGAACAAGUGGAAAGUUUGAGCUGCUUGGUAGGAUUUUACCAAAGAUGAAGGCCGCAUCUCACAAGGUCCUCAUAUUUUUCCAAAUGACUUCUGUCAUGACAAUCAUGGAGGACUUUCUCAAUUUGCUAAUGAUUUCGUAUUUGAGGUUAGAUGGUUCAACACCUGCUGCAGAGCGUUCUGUGCUUCUAAACAAGUUCAACGCACCAGAUUCUCCAUAUGUAAUCUUCCUAUUAAGCACACGAGCUGGUGGGUUAGGGCUCAAUCUUCAAACUGCCGACACGGUCAUCAUUUUCGAUAGCGACUGGAAUCCACAUGCUGAUUUGCAGGCCCAAGAUCGGGCCCAUCGAAUUGGGCAGACUCGCGAGGUCAGGAUUUUCCGCCUAGUCACGGUCGAUUCUAUUGAAGAGGUAAUUUUGGCGCGGGCCCAACACAAACUAGCCCUCGAUGGUAAGGUGAUACAGGCAGGGCGUUUCGACCACAAAUCCACAAACGAAGAAAGAGAAGCUCUUCUCCGGGCAAUUUUGGAGACAGAAGCUGCCUCUGUAGAGGAAGAAAAAAGAACAGAGUCUGCCAUUCUCGAAAAUGACGAGCUUAAUGAAAUGCUUGCGAGAGGAGAUCACGAGCUCCAACUCUUCCAAUCGAUAGAUAAGCAAAGAAUAGCAUCAAAGCCAUCCCUAAUUACCCGAGAGGAGCUGCCUAAAAUAUUCCUACAUGAGACAAUGAAUGAGGCAGACGAUGACGAUUUCCUUCCAGAACGAAGGCGUGCUCAAUGGUCUUCCUCUUAUGCAAAGGAUGACCGUCUAACGGAUGCCCAAUGGCUGAAGAAGCUUGAUGAAGACGACCAAGGCCCUAUUGAAGGAGAUAGCGAUGAGAUCGCCAACACUGCUGAAAAUGACGAUGUGAUCGAUAGCGGCGAUUAUGACGAUAAUUUAGAGGAGAUUGAGGAUGACAUGGGUGAUGAGGAUGCUGACAACAUUUCUUCAUUGAGAAUCAAGAGGCAUUGUGCUUGA
Molecule: messenger RNA, 2088 nt
Organism: Mitosporidium daphniae
Lineage: Eukaryota; Fungi; Microsporidia
Exons: 2
Biological process (GO): positive regulation of transcription by RNA polymerase II
Cellular component (GO): nucleus
Molecular function (GO): ATP binding; DNA binding; histone binding
Source: RefSeq, a predicted model, not a curated record